CGAACCCUAACUCCUAGGGAUCUUGUCCCGCAGCCGCCGCCACCCACCUGGUCUUCCCCAUCGGGCCAACCCGAAGCGCCUCCUCCUUCCAGCCGCUGUGAGCGAGCCCGAGCUCCAGCGCGUACCCGAGCUCCUCUGUGAUGCCAGAGAUGCCCAACGCCGCUCCUGGUCAAACUCCCAGCGCCCCUUCCUCCUCAGCCUCUUCUCCACCUGCCCAGCCCCGUCGUUGACCUCGCUGCCGCCUGCGCUGCGCUGCACUGCACCGGUGGUGUCCCGUGCCUCCAACCUAUGGCCAGCGCCGGUGUGCCUCGCCGGCGCUACCAGGGCUGCUCCGCCAUGGACGCGGACCCUCGAGACCACCCCAGGUGCAGCUCGCUGUCGUGGCAGGCCCCCCCUCAAACUUCAUCGCUCGUGGGCCAGGACGCCGCAACUUCCAGCGCCGCUUCUCUGCUUCUCCCGCAAGAACAGCCAUGCUCAGGCCGCCCAUGGAGCUCGGAGUCCCGCCGCAUCGACCUCUGCAAGGCGCCUCCACCCCCAACUCUGUCGGGAUCAGCGACUUGAGGCUCCCUCCGUCCCUUCCCGACGCUCCCGUGCCAGCCAGCCCUGCAGCCAAGUCGUACCAUCGCCCCAGACCUGCAUCCCCGACCAUGGCUAAGCUCUAUUUCGUCUUCAGAUUUGCGACAGGGUGUACCUCUUCUAGCACAACGCCCCCCGUUUUCAAAGUUGCGUUGUAGCCCAACUGCUCAACCCGGUUGUUGGAACAAGGAGAUCCUUGGUUCGA
Molecule: messenger RNA, 781 nt
Organism: Hordeum vulgare subsp. vulgare (domesticated barley)
Lineage: Eukaryota; Viridiplantae; Streptophyta; Magnoliopsida; Poales; Poaceae
Exons: 2
Coding region: 289-561 (90 amino acids)
Source: RefSeq, a predicted model, not a curated record